UAUGACAUUUGUAUGAUGGAACCAGCUGACGAAAAUUUUGAAUCCCACCACUGUAGGGAACCCAAACCUUUUUGGCAUAUUGUCUGAUUGUUGUCAUAGAACUGUAGAAAUCUGAUUGAACUGCUGAACUGUAUGUUGGCAGGGAUUGUUGGUUUCUCAGGUAUUCUAAAUGACAAGCUAAUCCAGUAGAUAGUAUGAUUUUAUCCAUUUUCUCCUACAUUGUAUUUGCUGUUCCUAUCUGUGUGAGAGCAAGAUCUCGUCCUAAUAUUGUGUUUAUUCUCGCUGAUGAUCUUGGAUAUAACGAUGUUGGAUAUCAUGGAAAAGAACAUCUUUCUGCUUUGAAGACCCCACAUCUUGACCAUCUUGCUGAAAAUGGUGUAAAACUAGAGAAUUAUUAUGUGCAACCACUAUGCACGCCAACACGAAGUCAACUUUUGAGUGGGAGAUACCAAAUCCAUACUGGAUUGCAGCAUAAAAGUAUUUGGUCACCGAAACCAAAUGCUCUUCCGAUUGAAAACAUACUUUUGCCCGAGCAACUCAGAAACUGUGGUUACGAUACUCAUAUGGUAGGAAAAUGGCAUCUUGGAUUUUAUAAGGAAAAAUUUUUACCAUGGAAUAGAGGUUUUAAUUCAUAUUUUGGAUAUUUAACUGGAGUUGAAGAUUAUUACACUCAUGUUUGCGAUUAUCAUAGAAUGAGCGGUGUUGCUACGUGGGAUUCUAAACUUGGUCCUGUCAAUAACACAUGGGGUGAAUACUCUGCUCAUUUAUUUGCCAGAAAAGCUAUCGAAGCGAUUGAUAAACGAGAUCCUGCAAAACCUCUGUUUUUAUAUCUUGCCUACCAGUCUGUGCAUUCUCCAUUACAAGUGCCUCAUGAAUAUAGGAAGCAUUUUAAACACAUAAAAAAUAAAGCAAGAAGAACGUAUGCUGGUAUGGUCCUAGCAAUGGAUGAAUCAAUUCGUAAUGUAACUCAGCAUUUAGCCGAUGUUGGGAUUUUAGACGACACAAUUAUUGUGUUUUCAACUGAUAAUGGAGGGGAGACAAGGGCUGGGGGGAACAACUGGCCAUUAAGAGGCAAAAAAGCAACCCUAUGGGAGGGAGGAAUAAAAGGUGUCGGUUUCGUGCAUGGUCGUCGUUUAAAAACUCAUCACAUGACCUAUAAUGGACUUCUCCAUGUAUCUGAUUGGUUCCCAACUUUAGUAGAAGGUAUAGCUAGUUGUCUGAAAGUGAAUGGAACGCAGCCAUUGGAUGGCUUCAACCAAUGGGACGCCAUUCGACAAAAGACUUCAUCUCCAAGAAAGGAAUUGUUACAUAAUAUUGAUCCUUUGUACAUGUCUCAUAUCAAUCAGACUACCAAUAGCCUAAAACAUGGGUUUGAUGUUAAAGUCAGAGCUGGUAUUCGAGUUGGUCAGUGGAAAUUGUUAACUGGUGAUCCAGGGUUCGCAGGAUGGGUGAAGCCCCCCGAAUCCAACAAGUAUGAUGAUAGUAUGUACGAAGGUGAAUCAAUUUCUUCCAUCAAAGCAACAAAUGUAAAGUUGUUUAAUAUCAAAACAGACCCUUAUGAAUACCAUGAUGUAGCUGAUAAAUUUCCAUCUAUUGUAGAAAAGCUUCUGACUAGAUUGGCAAAAUAUAAUUCUACUGCUGUGCCAGUGAGAUUUCCACCAGAUGACCCAAAGGCUGAUCCUCGAUUUCAUGGCGGAUAUUGGUCUCCGUGGAUGGUUGAUUAAUGAAAAUAAAUUAUGUGAACUAUUGCACUUAUCAAACACUCUUGAAAGCAUGUUUAUAUUAAUUUUGCAAUCAAGGUUCCCUAGAUACCGGCUGAGCUAUCUCUUGGGUGUUUACUAAACUAUUUUACUGCACAACUGUUAGUACAAAAUUUUGAAAUAAACUACUAAGAUCUAACACAAGUAUGAAAAUAUAGCAAUUGUAACAACUUUUGCCUUUU
Styela clava is the source of this 1942-nucleotide messenger RNA. Lineage: Eukaryota; Metazoa; Chordata; Ascidiacea; Stolidobranchia; Styelidae. The record is from RefSeq and is a predicted model, not a curated record.